AUAGAAUAUGUGACUUGCACACUUAUAUCACACUACCUCCUCCAUACUCCUAAACUCCUUAUGUUUCACCCAAAAAUUUAAAGAGUAAACAAAACCCAAGUUGACAAUUCCAUUACCCACAAAAUCAUGAUUAAGCAAACUCCAAAAUACCCUAAAAUCAUUCAUUUACCCACAUCCCCAAUCUCUCUAAAAACACCCCCAAUUCAUCCAAUUCCCUCUUCUCCCUUUCAUCACUACUCCAUUUUUCACUCAUCUUACCAAUUACCCAACCCAAACAACCCAUCUUUCCACCAUCUUAAGACCAUCCCUUUUUUUUUUUGGUUCAUACCCAACAAAUUUUUCCCUCUUUGUUAAACAAUAGAGAUUAGAGAAUAGAGAAAAAUUGAAAGCCAAGGAAAAGAAAACACGGCAAGGUAAAGCGCAUUAGCGCAGCCGUCGUAGCGUUAUGACGAAGACAGCGUUUCUUCCCGGUUAAAACCCUUUACCAAAAUUAAAAAUCCACAUUUAUUUCUUCUUCGAAACGUUUCGUAUAUCCCGCCAUUGUUAACCUCCUCUAAUUUAUCGAUCCUCUUUCUUCUUUAAUUGAUUUUUCUCUAGGGUUUUACCUUUGUUUUUCAAUGGUGGAAGGUGGAACUGUUGGUGCGACGUCUUCGACGUCAGCGUCGGCGUCGAGAAUGACGUCAUCGUUUAUUAAAGUUGGAGACCGUACUAGGUUUACAGUUGAACUUAGACCUGAUGAAACUACGAUUGUUUCUUGGAAGAAGCUUGUUAAAGACGCUGCUAAAGCUGAAGGUACCGUCGUUGCUUCUUCUUCUGUUGAGCCUGUUGCUGCUUCUGUUGCUCCUCAGCCUCCUCUUAAUUCUGUUCCUGCCACCAUCGAGUCUCGCCUUGCUCCGGGACAGCCUGCUACAAAUGAAUUGAAUGAUGCACCACCACCCAAUCGUUUCAGUGCUGUCAUUGAAAAGAUUGAACGCCUUUAUACUGGUAAAGAUAGUAGUGAUGACGAAGACCUUGAUGACAUUCCAGAUGAUGAUCAAUAUGAUACGGAAGACUCAUUUAUUGAUGAUGCUGAACUGGAUGAAUACUUUGAAGUUGACAAGUCAAAGACUAAGCAUGAUGGUUACUUUGUUAAUAGGGGAAUGUUGGAGAAAGUUGAGCCAUUGGAGUCAGUUAGUCAGCAGCCGAAGAAGAGGAGGAGGAAGGAAGUGGCCAAGGCUUCUGGGGAUAAUCUUGAUGGACAUCCUGCUAAUAAGAUCAUGAAAGCAGGAAAAAAGGUUGCCGGGAAGUCUGCAUUAUCAGCUGACAAAGGUGUUUUGCCUAAAUCUCAAGGCCCUUUGUUGAAAAGCUCUGAAGACUUAAAUUUCCAAAACCACCAGAAGAUCACUACUGAUGCUAAAGCUUCUUUGGAUCCUUCUGUAUCUUUAAGGACAUCACAUGGUGAUACAUCGUCAGCGUUAAUAGAGAACAUCGAUAAGUCAAAGAGCGGGAUAUCUUUGGCAAAAAGUUCCAGUGGCAAGCUGAAAGAAACAAGUGAAAAUGGCAAUAGAAGUGAUUCUCUGCAUAAAAAUCAAUCUGUUAAAGCAUACCAUUUCGAAAUGUCUGAAUCAGGGGCACAACAGAAGGAUAAGAGUGGCAUGCGUGAAAGGAUAGAUCUUAACCUUCCUGACAAUAGACAGACUAUACCGCCUCUGAAAAAUUCCCACCUCCAAAAAAAGGAAGGUUCUAGUGUGAAGCCCAAAGCUAAUCUGUUGGAGAAGUCCAUUAGAGAAUUAGAGAAGAUGGUGGCAGAAUCAAGGCCACCAGCUCUAGAUGCUCAAGAUGCCGAUUCUUCAGGGCAGUCUACCAAGCGAAGAUUGCCUCGAGAAAUCAAGCAGAAGCUUGCUAAAGUUGCUAGAUUAGCGCAUGCAAGCAAUGGUAAGCUGUCGAAAGAACUUCUAAACCGCCUUAUGGGAAUUCUUGGGCAUUUAAUGCAAAUCAGAACACUGAAGAGACACCUGAAAAUAAUGGUAACCUCGGGGUUAUCUGCAAAACAAGAGAAAGAUGACAAAUUUCAACAAACAAAAAAGGAAGUUAUUGAAAUGAUCAAAACGCGUAUGCCUGCCCUAAUGUCUAAGGUAGCUGAGCAACAAAUUGGAAUGUCUAGUGAUAUUCAAGAUGGUGGUAGUUCAGAAAAAUCUUUAAAAGGGCAGAUUUGCAUGGAUACCACACUGGAGGACAAGAUAUGUGAUCUCUAUGAUAUAUUUGUCGAUGGACUUGAUGAUGAUGCUACCCCUCAAGUCAGAAAGUUGUAUGCUGAGCUUGCCGAACUAUGGCCUAAUGGAGUCAUGGACAAUCAUGGGAUUAAACGUGCUAUUUGUCGCGCAAAAGAACGAAAGAGGGCGCAAAAUGAGAAGAAUAAGGAGCACGAGAAAGUGAGGAGGAAGAAGUUGCCUGCUACAAAUCCAGAGGAAACUGUCCGUGUUGAGGCUAGUUCAGCAGUUCAGUCACAGUACGUCGAUAUUAGGUUGGUCUCAGAUCCCAGCAUGGCUGUUUUAACUCAACAAAAUAGAUUCCCAACCAUCACGAAUGCCGCACAGGCAGCUACAGCCGGAAUGAACACAAAUGUGGCCUCUUCAGUUUCAAUACCCUCAACACACAUGCCAAAUGUCGAGCGUUUGAAGCAAGAAAAAGUGAAAGCCACACACAGCAGUUCUUUGAUAGACGGUAAGAUUGUCGAUGUGGGUGUAAAGAAAAAAGUAAAGAAGAAAGCAGAACAUGUAAUGGGAGAGCUACCUUUGCGUCCAGAAAAGUUAUCGUCUCAUCAAGGGGAUGAUAGACAAAAACAGCAAAAGCAUACUGCGGCUGCAGGACAAGUUCAGAAUCCUGCUCAUGCUGCUCACAAGUCAAGUUACAAUGAGUUCCGAUUUGAGCCACUGACGUAAUAACACCGUAACAUGCUGUGUGACAAAGUUGAUUUUUUGUUUUCUUUUUCUCAGAUCAUUUUCCUCAAUCCUCGCCUUCAGAUUUAGUAGUCUUCAUCAGGUGAGUCUAGCCAGUUUUGUAAAAAUUUACCUAACUUUCUGGAAACACAUUUUUAAUAUUGAAUAGAUGUAACGUAGAGCUGCAGCUGGUUAGCUGAGUAUACAUCCCUUUAUAAAAUCCCUAUUUUCUUGCGCGUUGAACGGCAAGUUCAAUCGAGCACCUUGCGAUUGUUUUGAUGAUAGAAGUACCUUGCUACAUAAAGACACCAAAAUUUGAUAUGAAUGUAUAAUAAUUAACCUAGUUACAAAGUAACAUAAAAACGUCUAACGUCUCCUUAUACGCCCCCUCUUCCCUCUAGGUGGAUCAAAUGGCCAUACCCAGCUUGAUCGAUCGAUCAUGUCAUAGCACAAUCCUUACAGGCUAGCAAAGUUUUGUGAGCAUAAUCGAACUCCUACUUCCGAAGGCAACUGAACAGUAAUUUGACACCUCUGUGCUACAUCAACCAUGGCAUGUGCCUGGAUUUUAAACAAUUAGUAUGUGUAAACGAGUUAAAGGACCCUUAAAAUCCGCGUUCUAUUAGUAUUCAAAACCCUUAAUCCUUUUUGAUUGGUAUAAGGUUUAAUUUGGAGGGUGUUACAAAUUGUGUUAAUUAUUUAUCAUUUAAAAAGUAAUUUUUUAUGUUAAAAUUCACACUUUAAAUAUCAAAACACUUGUCUUUUAACACAAAUUUUUUGAAGAAACGGUCCCGUUGAGAGACGCAUCCUUCUGAAUCGGGCUAAUGUUUUAUU
Molecule: messenger RNA, 3749 nt
Organism: Amaranthus tricolor (Joseph's coat)
Lineage: Eukaryota; Viridiplantae; Streptophyta; Magnoliopsida; Caryophyllales; Amaranthaceae
Product: ubinuclein-2
Exons: 13
Coding region: 618-2921 (767 amino acids)
Cellular component (GO): nucleus
Source: RefSeq, a predicted model, not a curated record